AUGGUAUUGAGCAGCAUACAAGAUCUUCCUGCAGAAAAUAUUUCUUUCACAAUUUUCAGAUUGAAUGGAUUCUAUUCUUUGGGAGAAUGGCGGCGCUUUCUAUUCAUCCCAUAUUUCUUUAUGCUUUUAUUGUCUACCACCUCUAACUCCAUUCUGAUAUAUUUAAUUGUAUCUCAGAGAGCUCUGCACUCUCCGAUGUUUGCAUUAAUUGGUGUAAUGGCUGUUGUGGACUUGCUUAUGCCAAUGUUUUCUGUACCACAUAUGCUGUUUAGCUUUUUAUUUGACUGGAAUGGAAUUUCACUUGUGGGCUGUUUAAUACAAAUAUUUUGCAAUCAGUAUGUUGCUGCAUAUCAGUCUACUUUGCUGAUGUGGAUGGCUCUAGAUCGGUUCUUUGCUAUAUGCAGACCUCUUUCUUAUCACAAUUAUAUGCAAAUGUCCAACUUUAUGAAGUUUAUUAUUGUUCCAGUAAUUAGAAAUACACUCUUAAAUAUUGCUGUGAUUUCUUUGGCUGGAAAACUACAUUUUUGUAUGAAAAAUGAGAUAGAUCACUGUUUUUGUGAAAACAUGGGAUUGACCCAGCUAGCAUGUGGAAAUAUUUCUGUGAACAACUUACUUGGACUUUUGUGUACUCUUCUAAUACCAACUACAGAUUUUAUUUUUAUUACUGUAUCUUAUAUAAUUAUAUUUGCUUCUGUCAUGAAAUCAGGGAAGUCCAGCAUGAAGGCCAUCAACACUUGUAUAACACAUAUAAUCGUCAUCACAUUUAGUUUAAUAUUUGUUUUGACAGCUUCUUUAUCAUACAGAAUUAAAAAUGAUUUUUCUGCCAACAGCCGUACUUUUUUAAGUACAAUGUACUUACUUUUUCCAAGCUGUUUCAACCCAAUUAUUUAUGGAGUGAGAACAAAAGAAAUAAAGCAGCAGUUUCUUAAAUUCUUUAACCAUAUAAAAAUUUUACCACAUUGA
This is a messenger RNA of Colossoma macropomum (tambaqui), 963 nucleotides long. Its product is annotated as olfactory receptor 52K1-like. Lineage: Eukaryota; Metazoa; Chordata; Actinopteri; Characiformes; Serrasalmidae. The coding region runs from base 1 to 963 and encodes 320 amino acids. Gene Ontology annotation, biological process: G protein-coupled receptor signaling pathway. The transcript has a single exon. Gene Ontology annotation, cellular component: membrane. The record is from RefSeq and is a predicted model, not a curated record. Gene Ontology annotation, molecular function: olfactory receptor activity; G protein-coupled receptor activity.